Messenger RNA from Neofelis nebulosa (Clouded leopard), 3845 nucleotides. It is a transcript of the gene FZD2, whose product is annotated as frizzled class receptor 2. NCBI's taxonomy places the organism in Eukaryota, Metazoa, Chordata, Mammalia, Carnivora, Felidae. Gene Ontology annotation, biological process: non-canonical Wnt signaling pathway; canonical Wnt signaling pathway. The record is from RefSeq and is a predicted model, not a curated record. Gene Ontology annotation, cellular component: plasma membrane. The transcript has a single exon. Gene Ontology annotation, molecular function: Wnt-protein binding; Wnt receptor activity. The coding region runs from base 502 to 2199 and encodes 565 amino acids.
AAUCCAGCCCUCGGGGCUGGUCCUGGAGUUUAAAUCUGAUUGGCCGAGAGCACAUUUUGGGAUGGUGCUUAGCGCUCGACGGGGCGGUUUCAAGGAUCCCUUUUUUGGGGGGCUGAGAGGAGGGCGGGGCCGCUGGCGGGGGCCCCCUUGAAACCGACUAAUUGGGAUCGGAGAGGCCGAGGUGAGGGCUGGAGGAAGGCACAAAGGAGUCGCUGGGCGGAGAAGGGAGGGGAGAGGCGAGAGGAGGAGGAAGAAGAGGAGAGAGGGCAAGCAGCGCGCGGUGUCUCCGGCGGCUCAGUCGGACCGCGGCGAGCGAGCCGGCAGGCGCGCCGCCCCCCUCCCCCGCCCGGCCUCCCCAACUCUGCAGCCGCCAGCAAACUUUGCAAAGAGGCGCGGGAGGCGGCAGCGAGGCGGCGGCGGCGGCUGGGAAGGCGCGCGGUCUCGGGCCUGGGGGCGGGGGCGGGGGGGCGCCCGGGAGCCGAGUGGGGGGCGGCGGCCAGCAUGCGGCCCCGCAGCGCCCUGCCCCGCCUGCUGCUGCCGCUGCUGCUGCUGCCCGCCGCCGGGCCGGCCCAGUUCCACGGGGAGAAGGGCAUCUCCAUCCCAGACCACGGCUUCUGCCAGCCCAUCUCCAUCCCGCUGUGCACGGACAUCGCCUACAACCAGACCAUCAUGCCCAACCUUCUGGGCCAUACGAACCAGGAGGACGCGGGCCUGGAGGUGCACCAAUUCUACCCGUUGGUGAAGGUGCAGUGCUCCCCCGAACUGCGCUUCUUCUUGUGCUCCAUGUACGCACCCGUGUGCACCGUGCUGGAGCAGGCCAUCCCGCCGUGCCGCUCCAUCUGCGAGCGCGCGCGCCAGGGCUGCGAGGCGCUCAUGAACAAGUUCGGUUUCCAGUGGCCCGAGCGCCUGCGCUGCGAGCACUUUCCGCGCCACGGCGCGGAGCAGAUCUGCGUGGGCCAAAACCACUCCGAAGACGGCACGCCCGCGCUGCUCACUACCGCGCCUCCGCCCGGCCUGCAGCCGGGCGCCGGGGGCACCCCGGGCGGCCCGGGCGGCGGCGGCUCGCCCCCGCGCUACGCCACGCUGGAGCACCCUUUCCACUGCCCGCGCGUCCUCAAGGUGCCAUCCUAUCUCAGCUACAAGUUUCUGGGCGAGCGCGACUGCGCGGCGCCCUGUGAGCCGGCGCGGCCCGACGGCUCCAUGUUCUUCUCUCAGGAGGAGACGCGCUUCGCGCGCCUCUGGAUCCUCACCUGGUCGGUGCUGUGCUGCGCCUCCACCUUCUUCACCGUCACUACCUACCUGGUAGACAUGCAGCGCUUCCGCUACCCGGAGCGACCCAUCAUCUUUCUGUCCGGCUGCUACACUAUGGUUUCGGUGGCCUACAUCGCGGGCUUCGUGCUCCAGGAGCGCGUCGUGUGUAACGAGCGCUUUUCCGAGGACGGCUACCGCACAGUGGUGCAGGGCACCAAGAAGGAGGGCUGCACCAUCCUCUUUAUGAUGCUGUACUUCUUCAGUAUGGCCAGUUCCAUCUGGUGGGUCAUCCUGUCUCUCACCUGGUUCCUGGCGGCGGGCAUGAAGUGGGGCCACGAGGCCAUCGAGGCCAACUCCCAGUACUUCCACCUGGCCGCGUGGGCCGUGCCGGCGGUCAAGACCAUCACUAUCCUGGCCAUGGGCCAGAUUGACGGCGACCUGCUGAGCGGCGUGUGCUUCGUGGGCCUCAACAGCCUGGACCCGCUGCGGGGCUUCGUGCUGGCGCCGCUCUUCGUGUACCUGUUCAUAGGCACGUCCUUUCUCCUGGCUGGUUUCGUGUCACUCUUCCGCAUCCGUACCAUCAUGAAGCACGACGGCACCAAGACGGAGAAGCUGGAGCGGCUCAUGGUGCGCAUCGGCGUCUUCUCAGUGCUCUACACCGUGCCUGCCACCAUCGUCAUCGCCUGCUACUUCUACGAGCAGGCCUUUCGAGAGCACUGGGAGCGCUCGUGGGUGAGCCAGCACUGCAAGAGCCUGGCCAUCCCGUGCCCGGCGCACUACACGCCGCGCAUGUCACCCGACUUCACCGUCUACAUGAUCAAAUACCUCAUGACGCUCAUCGUGGGCAUCACGUCGGGCUUCUGGAUCUGGUCCGGCAAGACGCUGCACUCGUGGAGGAAGUUCUACACCCGUCUCACCAACAGCCGGCACGGCGAGACCACCGUGUGAGGGGGUGUCCCUACGCCGCCGCGCGUCCCCAGGCCACCCGCACCGCGCUUGCUUCUGCCCUGGGGGGGGCCUCCUACAGACUCCUUAUUUUAUUUUUUUAAAUAAAGAACAAUCGAAACCAUUUCUUUUUUAGGUUGCUUUUUAAAGAGAAUUCUCUGUUCAACACCCCCAUCAGGUUUGUAAUUAAAACUGUAAAUAGUCUGUAAAUUUAAUUAUAUAUUUUCUAUUUAAAAGAAAAACGGAGGGGGGGGCGCGGAGAAGGAGCAGCAAGGGGCGCCAGGGCUGAGGAAUGAGGGGAGGGGGCGUUUAAGGGGGCCCUCGCCUUUCUUCAGUGCCCUUGCAAACACCAUCUCCUACUUGGGUUAGUGUUGUGGUGUUUUGGCAGGGCUGGGCCUGCUGGAAGAGGUGUUUGCCGCGAGGAGUUGGAAGUUGGUUACAUUCAACUCCCAAAGCCAAAUACGUGAGCCUUCUCGCUGACGCUGGGCCUGUGGAAGCUGUUGGGUAUUUUUGAACAAGACUCGGAUUCUUCUUGUUUUCUUCCCUUUCUCUCCCCACGUGCCCUGUCUCCUUCACUCCAUCUUUGGAGCACUCCUAAAAGAGAUGAAGACGUGCGGGGUGGGGGGAACCCAAAGCCGCCAGUGGGACGGUGGGGAUGGAUAGGGCGAGAUGGGGUGUGGAAUGACCCUCACCCCUGUGGCCUGCUCCCCUGCAAGCCGGAAGAUCUUUCUCCUCUUUGACUUUACUUCUUUUCAGCUGGCUGCCCCCAGGCGCUUGGAGUGGGCAGAAAGUGCUUUGUAGUGCUUUGUGAAAAGUGUUUUGAAACAAAACCACUCCCGACCCCUCACCCCCACCCCACCCCACCCCACCCCACCCCGCUGCUACCUUGAGUAUCAAUCCUGACUGCCUCCAUUUUCAGGGGGAGCAUUAGUUCGCAAAAGUCAACCGUUUGGAGAUGCCCUUGCGUCUCUCCCCCGUCUCCCCUGUCGUCGGCUCCUUCCGCGGCACCCCCUCAACUCCCCCAAACCGAAUAUCUUCUCUCGCAUUCAGAUUAGAAGUUUGCGGGUUGGUUUGUGUGUUCUGUGUGGGGUUUGGGUUUUUUUGUUUGUUUUUUUGUUUUGCCUCAGUUUUCCUCCCCAAAAGCAAUAAAAAUGGGUUGGGUUGGAGGGAGGGGACUGAUGGACUGGUGGGAUUUUUAGUUUUCCUUUAACAAAAGACGUUUCUUUUCAAACUUGUCCAGAAAGGCCGGGUAGGGAAAGGUGGGUAUCUUUGCUUUGGAAGGAGGCUCUGGGCAGGCUCUUUGUGCUGUGGGGGUGGGGUUGAGUGUUUACAUGACAUUCUAUAUCACAAGAUUGAUAGAAUGUUUAUAACAGAUGUUUCUUAUCUUCCCCCUAAACCCCCCCCAAAUAAAAGGCAACACUUUUCUUAAAGUAUUUUUGACGCUGGUAAGAGAAUUGCCGUAUCCAAUACACAUCAUUUCCCUCAACUAUUUGGAAUAUUUUAGAAUUUUAAUUCCAAAGGAUUGAAGACCAAAGGGUAGGGUGGAACAAGUAUGCCACAUAACUCAGUUUUUCACCAUCGCCUGUUUCUUGAUAAUAGUGCAAAUUAAAAGCUAAUAAUCAUAAUAAAGCGCAUUUAAUUAUCUUCUA